Rhincodon typus (whale shark) is the source of this 7155-nucleotide messenger RNA. Its product is annotated as CRACD-like protein. The record is from RefSeq and is a predicted model, not a curated record. Lineage: Eukaryota; Metazoa; Chordata; Chondrichthyes; Orectolobiformes; Rhincodontidae. The transcript has 11 exons. The coding region runs from base 509 to 3472 and encodes 987 amino acids.
AUCAGCUGGUGCAAUCUGGAUUUUCAUGAAAAAGAGACACUAAUUGGGCCAUGGUAACCAUGACCUUUAGUGCAAGUUGCAAAAACAUCUGUGCUGUGGUCUGGUAACAGUAGGGAGUGAAAUAGUUUCGUUUGGUUCGAACUUUGUAUUUGCAGCUUGCCGGCCUCUCUAGUGUUGCAUUUCAAUGAAGGGCAACGCGUGCUACUUCGCCUUCCUGGGCAACAGCAAACUUAUCUAAGAAUUCAGGUCAGAAACACCCUGUCUCCUAGCAACACGAGGAUAGUGGUGGCUUUCCUUCAGACGGAAUCAUCUAGUGGCAGAAACGGGAUCGUUUGGCGGAUUGCUGGAGUUGUACACACAAUGUUGGUGAUACCUUUGUCCUGUGCAGCCGAGUAAACUGCCCGGCAACUGGAAGGAUCCUAACAAUGUACUUCCACAUUUGAGAAGUAGUUGUCAGUUCGAAACGUCGACCUUUCCUGAAACCGCUUUCGGAUGUGAGAGUGUUCUCAUGGCCACAGGUUUAACAGAGAGCAAGAUGCAGGAGUCUGAAGGCCCCGGUGAAGAUGGCUCAGGAAAGAAGAAGUCAAAAUUCAAAUCCUUCAAGAAGCUAUUUGUUAAAAAGAAAAAAAAGGAGUUUAUUGUCAAUGCAGAGAGGACCAGUAUGAAGAUGAGCCAGUCAGCAGGCGAUGUUACAAUUCCAGAGUCUGUCAUCCCAGAGCUUGGGGAGAAUGACCAAGGAGCUUACAAAAUUAUCAUGGGAACUAGAGCCCUGUCACACGACAGUAUCUUCAUCCCAGACACAUCUGUGCAACAACCUGUUAAGCCUGUACGAGUGUUUUCCCAGGAGAGUGUCUCUGGACCUAUCAAAGCUUUACAGUUAAAGGUACAACAAAACAUUAAAGUGGGACCACCCCCAGCAUUGAUUCCAGCAACGAAGAUGGAGGAUGCUGGUGCUAGUUCUGAAGAUGAUGGAUUACCCCAGAGUCCUCCAGAAAGCUCCCCUCUCCAUGAAAUCUCAACACCGAGCUACUUAACCAAGUACUCUGACCCUUACAAGAAUCAUAGCUCCUUGACUUUAGGUGGGACAGGCAGCGAAGAAGAAGAGCAGAUUUCAUCAAGGUCUUCCUCCAGGCCCAACAGUCCCCUUUGCACCUACCUUCCAACAAGGUCAAGCUCAAGAUCUCGGAGUCCCACAUCGCCACCAGUUUCGAUCUCUUCUUCUGACAGCUUUGUUGUGCCUGCCAUUGAUUUUAACUCUCCACCUACGUUCUCCACUUGUCUUGAUAAUUCUGCAGCGAGACACAAACUCUCAGUGAAGCCACGCAAGCAACGAUCUUCCUCUAAACAAAGAAGGUCUUCUUUGAGAUUACUUUCUGACAGGCCGAGAGAUUUAAUGUACAAAGUACCUGAGCUAAAAGAAGAAAAUGAGCAAGAUAUCAGCAACUACAACAGUGUGAACGCCGAUUCUGAAAUAAGUUUGAAAGAGAGAACAGAAAUUCCGUCAACGGUUCUCACUUGGGGACAACCUCUAACUGAACCUACGAUAAUUCAGUCAAGUAGCACAGAGGUGGUGGAUAAUUCGGAGCAAGGAACUAGUGAACUUAUCCAGUUAGAUAUUGCUGCCUCAUCUUGUGCUUUGGAUGUCAAUGAUUAUCUGAAAACAAGCUCUGAACCUGCUUUUCUGUCAGAAACUGGAGGAGAUGUCAUUCCGAUGGAAUUUGACAUCGUGGAAGUGACUGCUUCACAAAUUCCUGUGUCAACAGGAACUGAGUCAACGACUGUAUUGUCUGAACAUUCAACUCCACUUGAUUUUAUCGAUCCAUUAAAGGAAAAAGAAGAAAUAAAUCUUUCAGAAUCUGGAGAGAGGGCCACAGCAUUUGGCACACAUGUUCCCUCUCUUGAUAUAUCCCUUGUUGGAGACACUGUAUAUCCAACAAACACAGAGAUUCAGACAGAUAAUUUGUCACUCAUCUCUGAGAAACCCCCUUCAAUUGUCCCUGUAGGGACAGAAAUCAGUGAGAUAGAAUUUGUGCAGGUAACUCCAGAUACAUUGUGUAGACAAAUAAAAAUAGAAGCAACAUCCAAAGAAUCUUUGCCUUCAAUCGAUCAAAGAGCAAUAGAGCCCACAAGUCAUGAAGAGAAGUCUGAUGAAGUGCCUGAAGAAUCCAGCAGUAUUGCAUCAACCUGUACUGAGGUGUAUUCACAACCUUCAGAAACAUAUCAGGACACGCCUGUUUCAGAAACCAUUAAUAGCAGACUGGAAAGUACAGAAGCGACAGUAUUUAAGAAAGCAAACAUUCAAACAUUAGAAGACAGCACAAUAAGCCCACAGGGUUCAUUUAAGAAAAAUAGCCAGGGCUCCUUCAAAUUCUCAAUUUCCUCGGCAUGGACCAGGUCCAGACGAAGUGGCGUGAAGUGGAAUGAGGGUAAUCUGGCAGCGGAUUCAGACAGUUUGCAGAACGCAUUCCCUCAGAAAGCUAGCACGCUGCCUGGAAAAGAGAGGAAAGAGGAAGAAAUGUCCCUUUCUGAGUCUUCUGUGGUUAGGAUUGAUGUACAUAAACUGGAAAAAACUGAGGAAUCACAAGGCAAAGUUGAUGAGGGAAGAGGACUAUUUGGUGUUAAACUCCGCAGUACUUCCCAUUUAAAAUACAAGGAGAGUUCACAUUCAGAUUAUAAACGUCACAGUGCUGAAGCCACUUUGGAAUCAGGCAGCUCAGCAUUGCAACCCAAGGUUGAAAAAACAGAUGUCAGGAACUCACCAGAAAUAACCCUUAGCAACACAUUAAAGGAUAAUGGGAAACUGAAGGCUAAAUCUUCUGAAAGUCUGUCUGUUAAGCCGCCCUUACCUAAAAAACCUGUCUUACAAAGUGUGAACACUACAAUGACAGCCUCGAGCAAACAGACCAAGACAGUCAAAUCUAGUCAGGAAAUACUGAAAGACACAGAGAAAAAAUCAAAUGUCAGUAAAAUCUCAGAAAAAGGGCAACUUUUUGACAAACAUAUCCAAGACAAUGGAUCAUCCAUUGAAACUUCUUCUGUGCCAACUUGGGUCACCAUGGCCAGGCAAAAGCAGAAGGGGUACCAUGUACAGCAUUUCGGCAAGCAAGAUAAAAUGCCAGCCCAGGAAACCAAAGCUACUUCCAAUGGUAAAGGAGUAGACAAGGAGACUGUAAAGUCAUCAACUGAAGUCAAAAGCAAUCAGUUCAAGUCAUCGUCGUCUUGCAAACCUCAAGAAUGCAAACUGGAGUUGAAGUCGAGUGUUGCGGAACCUCAACAGAAUGUUUCUCCAAUUCCCAGUCCUGUGACAGUAAAUAAGCAUUCAUUGGCAUUGCCGCAGAACACUAAUGACAAAGAUGGGAGAGAUCAACACAACAAAGAUAAAGCUUCUUCUUCAUCCAAUCAGCCAUCGUGGAUGGAACUUGCCAAGAAAAAGGCGAAAGCGUGGAGUGACAUGCCACAAAUAAUCAAGUAAACUUCCAUACGGGACCUCUAAGUCAUACCUGGAAUCCUCAUAGCUGCUAGUUUUUGGACAAACAAUAGACUGUCCAUAAUGUUGAUUGACAAUAAGUUAGAAUCCUGUGUUGAUGAAAUGUAGGUCAACUUCAUGUUCUGUUGUUUUUUUUCUCAAAGACAAAAAUAGGGUUUCCUCAGAUUACUACAUCUAGUGUAUGACGGCACCAAAUUCUGGUGAAGUGCUGAGAGUGCUGGUAAUCAGACAGUAAAUGCAGUGCAGAUCGCUGACUGAAUGAUUCCAAGACCAUAUGGCUUCUCGUCAUGAUUCGGAUCCACAUGGUUGGGUCAAUGUAGGAAAAAAGUGUAAAUUUUAUUUGUGGCCUGGUAGGCAACCAUAGGUAAAGCAUUGUUCUUGUUAAUAACCUGCUACAUUUGUUUAGGAUACAGGAGGUGCUUUAUGAUAGAAUGCAAUGUAUGUCCAGGGAAACCAAGAGAGGGGAAGAAAGUUGGCUCUUUCUGACAAAAAAACAUUUUUCAACUACUUUUAGUUUCAAUUGAUCUGCAAAUGUUUUGCUGUCUUCGAAGAGUUAGGCAGCAUUUUAAAAAAAGCAUUUUUUGGAUCAGGUGUAAAAAGUUAUAUUUGUAUGCUUGUAAUUUUAGCUUAAAUUUUGUAAUGAUUUAUCAUACUGUAAUAUAAUUACACUAUUGUUAAAACAAAAUAUACAAAGACUCGGUAAAAUGUGGGAUAUAUAUAUAUAUAUAAUGGAUAUCAGAUAUGUCUAGUGAUAGAUAUAAUCGGCAUUUGGGUUUGCUUAGCAUUUCAAAUUUUAGUUUUGGUAAUGGUUGUACUUGUUUCUGAUUCCAAGCAAAUCAGUACGUGUGGAAAUGAAUGUGUGUGUGUGUAUGUGUCUGUGUGUCUAUGUGUAUUUGUUUGUGUGUGUAUGUGUGUCUAUAUGUCUCUGUGUGUGUGUGUGUGUGUCCAUGUAUGUGUCUGUGUCUGUGUGUGCGUGUGCAUGCGCGCUGUGCCAGGCUGAACUCUGAUUGGUAUUGAGGUAGUUUGUUAAAUCUACAAAGAAGCUGAUUUUUAUAUCAGCUCUUCAGUCUUUGAGCAGCUGCUGCUUUACUCAGCAGAGUUGCUUGAUGUCAGCACGUCCAAAUUGAAACAGAAUAUUUGGGUGUCUGGAUCUGUGGAAUCUUCAGCGGAUGGGGACAUGGGAAUUGCUGAAUGAGAAAAGCCAUCUAAGUUCAUCCUGAUCAUCACACGACACAGUAACAGAAUUAUCAAUUAAUGUUGAAGAAACCCAGCCAUGCAGUGAGGAAUGUUUCCCAGUGGUAGAGAAGCAUUGGGAACCAUAGGUCCAAAGUUAUUGUUCCUCUCAAGCUUGUUACACUUACUGUGUAUUGUGUGGUUAAUGAAGCAUUCACCUCCUGGAUUUCUUGGCACCAUUACUAAAUGUAACUAAAAGAAGCUGCCUGACGCCCUAUUCUGUAAAGCCACAAUUCAACUGGUGCAGUGAUACUUCCUUGAUGUAAGAGAAUGUGCAUAUUAUGUUAGUAACAGAAUUGUAACUGAGUAGACUUACAGGAGGGGAGUGGGAAUUUGGGCAGGAGAAUGUGUAAAAUAUUUUGAAGAAUCUUGUAUCGUAGCAAACUAACGAUAUUUUCCCAGCCUGCAUUUAAAUACUUGUAACAACGCAAAUUGCACUAUAUAUUUUAUCUUCCAAUCAUUUUACCAUAUUCACGUCGUGAAAACUUUAGUAUGCAAAUAUGCACCUGCCAAACUAUUUUCCUAAAUUGCCAGAAGUUAACUCUCACUGUGAUACAGGUACAAUGGUAGAAAGAGUUGCAUUAUUUUGGAGCAAAUCAUAGACAACAUGCACUUUGCAAAGGUGCUCAAACCAUGUAUCUUUAGUUCAUCGAUUCAUAUUUUGCAUAUUAUCCAUCUGGUGAUAGUUUCACUCCAUAUAACCCAGUCCUAUGAAUACAACUUUUAACAGUUAUCAUGCUAUUAAUGCACUAGACAGUGAAAGUUUUUUUUAUAAAUCACAAAUUGAGUUUCAUAGUUUCGUUUCCUCAUUCAACUUCUGUUUGUACAAUCUGCAUGUUAUCAGCAAUGCAACUAUUUUUGCCUGUUGUUACACAUACGUGUAUGUGUGCACCUGUGUACCUAUUUUGAGGAUGGUGUACAGCAUCAUGCACAGUAUCUGACUGUUAUCAUGCCGUGUAAUGUAUAUUCAUGCAGACUGAGUGUUUGAAUUAGUCAGCUAUUUGUGUGAUGAAUUGCUACUGAGGAAGUUUGAAUGCUCAGAAUACACUCCAGGUACAUUUUUCUUUACUGGCUGUUCCCUGUUAAGUGAAGUAGUGUGCAUCUUCCAGAGUGAAUAUUAGUAAGGUGGUUACAGUAUGAAAAAUAGCAGCAUUUUUAUCCCCAAGGAGUCAAGCUUAGAAAUUUCAAUUGCAUAUUUUGCAUGACACAGGAAGGCACUGAAUUGCCACAAACUGAUAUAGUCUAUCUGGAUGGUCCUGAAGUUUAAUUAUGAUGUACUAUGCACUGUCUUUGUCAGUGCAGUGCUGUACUAUGUCAUCAGAUUCACCCAUCACAGAAAUGGUAGCCGCGUGACAGUGUGUCAUUGUACUGGUUCAGAGAGCCGUAGAGUGGCAGUAAAGAGGGUUUGACUCCCCACACAUAGUGUCACCUGCAUUACCACAAGGCAGUGUGAAGCUGAAGCCAGAGACAUCUCCAAGGCAAAUAAACAGAAAGAAUUAAUAGUUUCGUCUGAGAGCUGGUCUUGAUUUGGAGUUCCAUUUGCAAGGAGGCCCAGAAAUGCAUUGUCCGGCUAAUACCAAGCUGCAUUUGGUGCAGGGUCCAGACAAACCAGUGAAGGUAAACUAGGAGAUAAACUAGGGGGAGCUUCUCCACUUAAAAAUAAAUGUUGCAUUGAAAUAAGUGUGCAACGUUGGAGUAUAAAUGUGCAACAGAUGUUUUAUCUGAAAAUUGUCUGCAAUUAACCAAUGAUUUUCAAAUAAACCAAAGCCUUCCAUAAUGAGGCAUCUCAGGCAAUUUUACCCUUAAUAUCUUCACAUGAUAUUUUCUGCUAAUUUAACAUAAAUCCUACUCUAUUUAAAAAAAAAAUGUUGCCAUCUCAGUUAUAACAGCGGGUGGUGAAAUAUUGUAUGAAUAAAUUAAUGAUCUGAUCACUAAUAUUGUAAAUUGCAGUUUCCAAGUUUAAGUUGCCACAUCUCCAAAUGUAACUCUGAACUUAACUCUAGUUCAUUUGGUUGUACCUAUAGUUUAUAAAUACCUGCAUGAUGUUACAACUUAUGCACUGAAUAUUAAAACACAGUAUAUUCUGUAAGGAUAGUAAAUCCAUUCAGGAAUUAUAGUUUGUUCAGUAACAUCCCAUAGUAUUUGUUCUGAUAUCGUGUAAUGACAAACCUGUGAGAUUCUGUGGGAUUUGUGAAUAGGUGAUUUGGUAGGGGUGUGUGUUUUGCAUAUUUGACGUUUGCAUGUUCAAUAACUUUGCCAAUUAGAUGUCAGUAAAGCUGGUACAGCUUCAAGGUCUCCAAUCUGAUGAGCUUCAACCUAAUACUGCUGUACGAUGCACCAGACUGUUAAACAACCUUACCCUUAUGUUGCUAAAUUUAUACUACCUCUCCCUACUUUUAUAUUGUUAGAACUUCCAACUUGUUAAAUCAUGAUGG